Messenger RNA from Bursaphelenchus xylophilus (pine wood nematode), 1179 nucleotides. Lineage: Eukaryota; Metazoa; Nematoda; Chromadorea; Rhabditida; Aphelenchoididae. The record is from the annotation of a GenBank genome assembly.
AUGGAGCCGUCUUCGUCAACCGGAGAAAUCAAAGAAGUCUUUACAAAAAUCCUAGGACUAUCUGACGUUUUUUAUCGACAUCAGAAGAAAGAUGAGCCUGAUCUUGAGGAUGAAGAGAGGCUGAAAAUCUUGGAAAACCUCUUCAUUUCGAACCCCAGCUUAUUUCUCCAAAGGUAUCACAGAUAUUUAGAUGAAGGUAGGUAUUUAAAAUCUUUUUUACAUUGAUGUUUAGGUGAUAUUUCACUUUUCUCGGAUGAUUCAACUAAUUUGAUGUACUUUGACAUGAUUCGAAAGGCAAAAUUAAGUUCCGAGAAGAGCAGAGACCUUCGAAAUCAAAGGUUCUUGGCGAUGCAGAAGCUGAAGGGCCAAGGAGAGUAUUUUUCGUUGGAUAAAAUGCGAGAGCGAGAUCCAGCGCUCUUCGAUUUGAUGCUCGGCGGACACCUUCGCGAUGAUGGUAAGGUUAGCAUAAAUUUUGCUUUAUUUCUUUCAUUUUUAGAGAAGAUAACACUCCGACCAACUGAAGAACUGAUGGAUGGAGCUGAUUACUCUGACUACAUGGGCGAAUACGAACAGUGUUGUUCGGAAGAGUCAUUGGCGAAAAGAAAAAGGCAUUUAGAAGAGUUCGAGAGGAUCAUGAAGAAUGAUGGCAUGGACCGGUUCCUGCAUCAUGUGGAACAGCAUGAGGACGAUGAAUUUGAAGUGGAGUUUGACUCUGACGAUGAUGAGGGGAGAAAUGCCGAGAUUGAGAGGCAGGCUCGACUUCUGCAGCAAAGAAAAGAUCGGCAAGUACAAGAUAGUAAGUAUAACAUAAUAUCAUGGAUUUUCAUAGAUUUACAGUUUAUUUGAGUAACCUUUAUGUCGUUUUAUCCUUUAUUCUUUUUUUUCAUUGCAGAAUUCGAUCUGGAAGCCAAGAAAAAAGACGAAAACGACCAAAAAACAGCGGAUCAGAUGUCCAGAUUAGACGUUUCCGAUGAAAAACAGCUCGACAACGUCUCACGAAAUUCCUCCGAGGAUAUGGAACAUGACCAACGACUCGAGGAGUUCAAAUCAAUCAUGGAAGAGCGAUUUUUGGAAGGGAAGGACACUCAAUUUUAUGAUUAUAAUCAACUUGAGGAGUCCGAAGAAUACGCAAAAAUGAAGGAGCAGGAUGAAGAAGACAAAUAUUUUGACUCUGAUUAA